Messenger RNA from Mollisia scopiformis, 5850 nucleotides. Its product is annotated as ankyrin. Lineage: Eukaryota; Fungi; Ascomycota; Leotiomycetes; Helotiales; Mollisiaceae. The coding region runs from base 109 to 5571 and encodes 1820 amino acids. The transcript is spliced from 8 exons. The record is from RefSeq and is a predicted model, not a curated record. Gene Ontology annotation, molecular function: protein binding.
CUGAAGUGGCCGUUCAAAGUACAUGAGAUUAGAGAUCUUGUGGAGAAAAUCGUGAGGAACAAAAGCGAUCUCUCAGAUGCGUUGACGGCCGAUGGAUUGACAGCGUUGAUGAAAGCUUUAUCUACGCAACAGACGUUAUCCGAAACUGUUCAAGAUGUUCAAAUCAAAUUGCAGCGGAUGGCUGAAGAGCAAGCCGAAAACGAGCAAGACGAAGAAAAGAAAGAGAUCUUUGAUUGGUGCUCGAGGGUCAACCCUUAUGAGAAACAUAGAAAUUCAAAAGCGCUUCGACAUCCAAAUACAGUGUUAUGGUUUUUCGAUACACCAGAGUUCAAGAAAUGGAGCCAAAAUCCAGGCUCUGCAAUCUGGCUUUAUGGCAUUCCUGGCGCAGGAAAGACUAUUUUAACUUCUGCUGCGAUCGAGGAAGUAAAGACCAUGGCAACAAAGUCGUCACGCCAUGCUGUAGCAUACUUCUAUUGCGAAUACCGAUUACCGGAGACACAGGUUCUUUCGAACAUCCUUGGAUCAUUAGUUAGACAAGUUUGCGCAUGCUCGAGCGAUGCAUAUUUGGAACUGGAAGCGUUCUAUAGCAAGUGCAACGAACAAGGCAAGCAGCCAACCUUGCCAACAUGCUCUGAAAUGGAGGACCUGUUCAAACGUUUAUCUCAAUAUUUUGAGUGCUUGACCGUGGUUAUUGACGGCAUCGACGAAUGUUCUGAACACGGAGACCGGCUUGAUAUCCUGCGAACUCUUUCUACCCUAACCUCCCAUGAAGAUGGAAACAUCAAGGUCAUCUACACUUCCAGGAAUGAGAUAGAUAUCCGGCGUCACUUUGAGAGCUUCGACAGCAUUUCGAUAGCUGCACGAGGCAAUGACCUGGAGCUGUACGUUGCCGCGACAAUUGAGACUCGGAUGCAAAACAAAACGCUCCGAAUGCGCGAUCCAGCCUUGAAGGAAAUCAUUAUCUCUACCAUUGUUUCCAAAGCCAAUGGCAUGUUUCAAUGGGCGAAAUGCCAACUUGAUCAUAUCUGUAUGCUGAGUACAGACAAGGAACGUCGAAGAGCUCUAGAUACUUUGCCUAAAGAUCUUUUUGAGACAUACAGAAGGAUACUCCUCAGAGUCGCGAAUAGUACAGAAAGCAACAAGCGCUUGGUAAAACGGACGCUCUCUUGGGUCCUCGACGCCGAACAACCCCUCCACGUGGACGCGAUUGCAAAAGCAAUUACCAUAGAAGUAGAUACGGACUAUCUUGACCCUGACGACAUUCCAGACGAAGACAGCAUCCUUAAGUGGUGUUCGAGCUUGAUUAGGAAAGACGAAAAGUCUGGCAUAAUUAUGUUCUCGCAUUUCACGGUCGAAGAGUUCCUCAUAGAUCAGAAACUACAGGACGAUCCGGAACUUUCGGAGUUUCAUGUUAACAAUUCCGACGAUUGGCAGCAGACAAUUGCAAAAACUUGCCUUACAUAUCUCAAUUUCUCUGAAUUCUCUAGGUGGGACCUUACAGAUUGGGCCAAAACUGAAGAGGAUAUCGAUAAAGAUCCGUUCCUCGAGUACGCUGCCGUGUAUUGGCCUGUACACGCCAGAGGUGAAAUUCAAGAUACCUGCUUUGACCUGCUAUGUCAACUUUUCGCCCCAACAAAGUCGAACAACUUUGUUCUAUGGCUGCAGAUAUACUGGCCAGAUAGGGCUCGUGGCAAGGCAGUCCCCAAAGCUGCAUCUACAUUACACGUUGCCGCUAGUCUUGGUCUAGUCGAAGUAUGUGCUUGGCUCUUGGACCAGAAAGUUGAUAUUAAUGCUCAGGAUCCUGUGAUGGGAACUCCUUUGCUCUCCGCUAUAUUAGGACUUAGUAACAACCUGGAAAGAAUGUGGAUGAAGAGAUCUCCGCUAGUGUCGAUGCUUUUGGAUCGUGGCGCGCGAGGCGAUCUUUACAUCUUGGAAAGCUGGACGUCCCCACUAAAACAAAACAAGAAACGCAGAGUAACAGCAAUGUCGAGUGUUCUCAAUAUUGCGCUCUGGAACAGAGAACUUUGUGCUGCUAUUUUCAAGGAUCUUCUCCACCACAAAGCUUUUUCACCAUUCUCGGAGUCGCCCUUCUGGUUGAAUUCAACACAGGCCUGGACAGUCAUCCCAAGACCACCUGCAACUCCAAGAUCUCUUCCUAUGCGAAGCAGAGAUGACCUUGUUGAAAAGGCACUUCAGAUCGUGGUCAAUAUGUUUAGGGAUAUCCUCACUGACCCUCUUUCUGAGAGCAUAGAUCAACCUUCGGUCAAUAAAAUGAUUUCCUAUGUGAAUUUGCACGGCAAGAGCCCGUCAGACGACAAACUAUUCACAGAAAUCUCGAAGCGGGAGGCCAUAGCUACGUCGCAGCAUAUGACGGCCGAGUUCGCAAUCACUGCGACCGAAAGUGGUCAAACGCAAGUCCUAGAGACCUUCAUAUCAAACGGCGCGGAUCCGAAACUUCUUUCGGAGUGCUUACCAGCAGCGUGCCGCUUAGGAAACACACAUUUGGUCAGGCUGUUGUUGGGAUACUGUCCCAGCAAUGAUACCAUUGUCCGUCGAUAUACUCGACUCUCCUGGAUUGAAGCUACCCUUGCAGGGCAGACGGGAUGCCUCAGAUCGUUUCUGGACAACGGGUUUGAUGUGAACACGUCGGUCACUCACGAAAUGACUGGUAUCAGCCCUAGAUCCGGAUCCGCUUUAGCCUUUGCUGUUUGUAAUGGAAUACUUGAAUCCGUCGUAUUUCUCUCCGGUGUUCCUGAUAUCGAUUUCGAAAUCACAAUUGAAGGCUGCAAUCUUCUUCAUUCCGCCGUUGAAGCACCGAUACACCGGAAAGACAUUUUGGAAAUUCUCCUCCAAAAGAAUGUCGACCUAUCCCAGUGUACUAAGGACGGGAAAACCGUUUUACAUUCUCUGCUUAGAAAUGGACAUGCAAUAGAGGAUGAGGAUGUGGCGCUAAUAAGGAGCUUGAUAUUGCGUGGCUGCAAUCCCCAGCAUGUGGAUGAGCAAGGACAUACGCUAUUACACGCAUUACUUAAUCGGCCGCAUAUCUUUUUCGCACUAAAUCUUGGGAAUGUCAUUGAUUUGAUUGACGUCGAGCGACAUAUGAAAAACUGCACGGACAAGAAAGGGGUUCUUCCUCUUCAAAUGGCCGUUCGUGGGCGAGCACAGGACAUGGUAAUACGCAAACUUAUCCCAGAUGAUAUUCUUCUUUGGAAUCCUCCUGAUUAUCAUGGUUCAAGCGUGCUUCAUGCCUUGGUAAUGCCAGGUCUUACCGAGAACCCACCACCGCCACCAACCCAACCGUCAGUGCUACCACGAAAGCGAGUGCCUGGACCGCCUCCACCACCUCCCUUUAUAAGCAACGGAAGCUUGGCUGAUGAUACCCAUAUUCUCAGAAUUCUGACGAUUCUUCUGGACUUCGAUCGUGUCAACGUGAAUAUAAAAAAUGAAAGAGGAGACACACUACUCAUCGCCCUUGCAAUUCAUUGCGUAGAAUCGUCGUCUCACAAGAGAGCACUCUGUCUCAAGCUCCUACUCGAGCACCACGCUGAUAUAAAUGCCUGCAAUGCUAAAAACUGGACUGCAACCCACUAUCUCGCCACGCUUGGAUAUCAGGCGGGGAUGCGAGAGGUAUUCGGCUACAACCCUAACUUACUGAUGCUAAAUGACAAUGGCUAUUCUCCUCUACACCAAGCCAUAUGUGAUGGUCGAUUAGGAAGUGUUCAGAUAUGGAUCGAGCGAGCAAAGACGCAGCAUCAGCAUUGCGACGAGUUCAGGAGAAGUUUCGAGCAGCCCUGCAGUCGAGGAUUUUUGCCGAUUCAUAUUGCAGCCAGGCACCGUCGUACAGACAUCAUUGUCUUGCUGCAUGAUAUGCAUAUGGUUGAGGAUGUCAACAUAAGAGUCGAGUCAGAUGGACUUACGGCCCUUCAUUUAGCUGCAACAACAGACGAUGUUGCAAGCACAAAGGUGUUGCUUAAAAUGGGGGCAAAUAUUGAUGCUCUUGACAAGAAAUCGCAAACUCCUCUACAUAUUGCCGCUUCAUGCGGCUCAGCAACCGUGGCAAAACUGCUAGUCGAGAACGGCGCCCGCACCGAUAUCAAGAACGAAACUGGCAUGCUGCCAUGGAUGAUCACAACACCAGCGAAUCAAAGCCUAAAGACAGCGUUAGAAAUGGCGGCACGAGGAGCGAGUGCCGAGCAAAAAGAGGAAAGUUCGGCAAUCGCAGGUUGCUCGGAAGCUGAAAGCCAGUUGGCUCAAGACGUUGACCCUGUCGCUGAGUUAUUCAAAGAGUCUAUCGCAUCACGAUUCUUACAUGUUGGCCCUCGAGGAGACGAGACCUCGAUGUUAGAAGCGGUCCUCAAGAGCAGACAUUACGCUUGCUUGAAUCUUCUCAAGGCCGGCAGUAAUCCUGAUCAAGUGUUGAACGAUAAAGGGGAGACUGCACUUCACAUUGCGUGUUUAAAGGGAUCACCGGGGUCUUGGCAAAUUCUUAACCAUCUUCUUGACUUUCAUGCUACUACUGCGGUCAAGGAUGAGACUGGCGAUACAGCAUUGCACAACGCAGCGAUUAAAGGGAGAUUCUCGAUCGCCGAGCGUCUUUUGAAAAGUGGAGCCGACAUCUUUGCAAGGAACGACAAGAUGCGCACCCCGCUACAUUUAGCAGCGGAAGCUGGAUCAAUUCUUACACUAAAAUGUCUCGUAGACCACGUCCGAAACGGCAGUGUUCCACAACAGAAAGAAGUUGCAAAGCCAGUUGAUAAAGAAAGUCUGGAGUCGAAUCAUGAACCCUCAGGUCAGGUCCCAUCCCAACACAUCCGUCCUAUAAUACCAAUAUGCUCUUCAGCGUUAUCGAGACUUCUCGAAGCAAAAGACGACGAGAGGAGGACACCUUUGCUCACUGCUUUGUGCCAUGGUGAAACCGAAGCAGCCAAGUAUUUGAUCGAGCAGGGCGCAAAUGUAGACGUGAUAACCAUAUGGCGCCGCGAUGCACUCUGGCUUGCUGCAGAUUGCGGUGACAAGGAACUUGUCGAUAUCCUCUUAUCUCGAGGGCUGGACCCAAACACGAGUUCCUAUUGCUUCAACGCUCUUCACCAAGCAGCGGAUACCGAAGGCCAUAAGGAGGAAACCGUCACUGAGAUCGCCUUGACCCUAAUUAAGGCUGGUGCAGACAUGGAUUCGAAUAAUCUUAUGAAGCUGUCAGCAUUGCAUUGCGCCUGUAAUGCUGGGAAUGUGACUUUGAUCAAAGAACUUUUGACCAGGCUACCAGCAGACGAGAUCAACGUCGAGAGCAAAGUUUGUGGUACCCCACUCUAUUGUGCGGCUUUCCGCGGAUAUGUCGAAGCUGUGAAAAUCUUACUCGAUGCUGGAGCUGAUAUCAAUAUUGGAUGGAAAGAAGAGAGUCCUUUGCAAGCAGCAAUAGCUCAAGAACAUAAAGAAGUGAUCGAACUUCUUGAAGAUAAAGACGAUGGCUCCACGGUCACCCCGACGUCUUCGUUGCAUGGCUCGGAGACUAGCGUGGAGCAGGAGUUGGGAGACGAGAUUUCGAUUAUCAGCUGCGAUACAGCUGGCAGCUGAUCAUAUACUCUGUCAUUGGCACAUUUAGUACAAGCUUCAGACGAGGUUCCUAAAAGCUCGGGGGAUUUGUCACUGCAAUCAAUGAUGCUUCCUGGUUGUCAUGACUUCUUGGGCCAGUGUUUUAGGAAUGUUCCGAGGCAUGGUCUCCAAGAUGCGAGGUAGAGAAGUACGGCUUGAAUGUUAAUAUUCGCGUUACAUAUACCAUCUGAUGCAAGAGAAGAAAACGAGCUCUUGAUUUGGAUUUAUGAAUACGUUUGGCAAUGAUUUUUCUCAGUUCUG